AUGCAGUUCACUCAGGAAAUUUCAUUUGAUAAACCCGUAUUUCUUAUCAUGUGUGGGUUUGCUGCUCGGCUGGCGGGUUACAAAGUGCUUUUGGAAAACGGUAGUAUUACGGAGCUUGUUGCAACAAUUGCUUUCGAUAAGUCCACUUUUGUCCAGUCUACUCUUACUGUUAUAGAAUAUGCUAUUAUAAAAACUCCCUUGAUGACCCUCAUAAUCACGAGCUUCCUAUUCAGAAUUUGUCACGACUUUCCAUUUAACUCGGUUAUGUACUUCUUCCACCCGUUAAUUCUGUACGUGGUGGUGUUCUACAGCGAAUUAAUGGGAAGAUGGCGACGAUUUAGGAAAGCGUACGCGGAGUGGUGGAAUAAUGACAUUGAUAUUGCUCAACAUAGGAGUGAAAGAAAAUCGAGUAAUGUUUCAGUUCAAAUUCGAGAAGAGGUUUCGUUGUUGCUUGAGGAUAUGUAUCUCAGGUUAAAAAGGAGUCUUUUCGCAGGAGUUUCAACCGCGUUCCUGUCGAUUUUCCUUCCCUGUGUUUUCGUCCCGUACAAAACAUCUUUGGGUGUUCCUCAAAAAGUACUUGUGGAUGAAGCUUGGGAAUCUGAACUAUGUAUCGUUGUUGCCUUGACAGCGUUCUCUUUGUACAUCACCUAUCUGAUGCCAUUAAACUACCUGGACUUGCUGCAUAGGAGUGCCAUCCAUCUUGGGACUUGGGAUCAAAUAGAAGGUCCGAAGAUUGGUCAGACUGGACAAGCAAAUUGGGCUCCAUCGCCUUGGGUGGCACAGUGUCUUUAUUCGGAAGGAGAGACGGUGCAGAUGCCAGAUGGAAGAUGUUAUAAGGCUCGGGGAUCAUCGUCCCUAAAAACAGUAGCC
Molecule: messenger RNA, 870 nt
Organism: Strongylus vulgaris
Lineage: Eukaryota; Metazoa; Nematoda; Chromadorea; Rhabditida; Strongylidae
Source: the annotation of a GenBank genome assembly